AAGCCUCACUCGAGAACACAAACCCGACGCUUUGUUUACCUAAACGUUUGUUGUGUAAGAACUUAGUUGCAUAUAUUCAAAGCACCAUGUCUUUAGCAGACGAACUUCUCAAUGACUUCGACGAUGGCGAGGAAGAGGAAUUACUGGUUAACGAGUUGCAAGCGAGGGGGAUGGACUACAGCAGCAAUGGGGUGAAAGAGAGCAUCGCAGAGACGACCAACGACACCAAUGGGGAAAGCGAGUUCAAGGUGCCCCUUCCUGUCGAUGGCCCUGUGCCCAAGGCAGGUUUGCAGUCCGUGAGGCAAGUGGCGUUGUUAUGGGAUUCAGAUAAACUUAAGAACAUUAAAGAUCGUAUCGAUAAAUACGCCAUAACGCCCAGGAAGGCCGAAGAGCUGCAGGGGCCUGUUGAGGCAGACCCCGAGUACAUGUUGAUCGUUGACGCCAACAACAUCAACGUCGACAUCGACGACGAAAUCAACACCAUUCACAAGUUCGUGAAGGAAAAAUAUGCCAAAAGAUUCCCGGAACUGGAAUCUUUGGUCGUGAACCCCCUGGAAUACUUGAAUGCCGUGAGGGAGCUGGGCAACGACGUCGACAAAAUCAAGAACAGCGAAGCCCUGGCGCAGAUCUUGACGCAGGCCACCAUCAUGGUUGUCAGUGUCACUGCCUCCACCACCCAGGGCACUCUGCUGACCAAGGAGGAGCUUAAUGCCAUUGAAGAAGCGUGCAAGAUGGCUCAAGAUCUGAAUGCGUUCAAGAUUAGGAUACUGGAUUACGUCGAAAGUCGAAUGAACUUCAUCGCACCUAGCAUAUCGUGCAUUGUCGGGGCGUCAACUGCUGCAAAAUUGAUGGGAGCUGCUGGCGGGUUGACAAAUUUGGCCAAACUGCCAGCCAGUAAUGUGUUGCUUAUUGGUAAGCAGAAAAAGACUAUGAUUGGGAUGGCACAAACUUCAAUGCUGCCCCAUGCGGGUUACAUUUAUUAUUCGGAUAUCGUACAGGAGGCUCCAGUUGAUCUUCGAGCAAAAGUUGCCAGGAUAGUGGCCGCCAAAACCACCCUCGCUGCACGAAUAGACAGCAUGCACGGCAGUCCGAAUGGAACUCAAGGUAUUCGACUGAGAGAGGAAGUAGAAAAGAAGCUUGACAAACUUCAGGAACCUCCACCUGUCAAAUCGGUAAAACCUUUACCGCCUCCCAUAGACGCACCCGGGAAGAAGAGAGGAGGACGACGCGUACGAAAGAUGAAGGAGAGGAUGGCUGUAACAGAUCUAAGGAAAGCACAGAAUAGAAUGAACUUUGGUGAAAUUGAAGAGGAUGCAUAUCAGGAUGACUUGGGAUAUACAAGAGGGCAGCUGGGCAAAGGUGGUGCUGGCCGCAUUCGGAAAGUAACAGUAGAUGAAAAGACAAGAGUUAGGUUGUCAAAAACCCUACAGAAAGAGGUUCAGCGGCAGAGUUCCCUGGGGGGUCAAACAACAGUGCGAAGACAGGUUGCUGGUACAGCAUCCAGUGUUGCUUUUACCCCACUUCAAGGGUUAGAAAUUGUUAAUCCUCAAGCAGCAGAAAAUAACAGUCAAGGACAAGGCAAUAAGUAUUUCUCCAAUAUUCUUGGAUUCAAAAAUGUUAGCAAGUAAGGACUCACAGUUCAGUCCGUUAUCUGUAUAACCUGCUUGAUUUUUUUGUACAUUACAAUGGUUAUUAUUAUUUAAUCCAUAGAAAGCUCAUUGCAAUACUAGUAUAUAUUGUGAUACACAGUAGUAUUGAUUUUUCCAUUCUGUUCAUAGGAUAAAACUGUUUGUAAAGUGAUCCAGAUUUUUCAGAUGUUUAAGCAAACUUUGUCAUUUAUAAUAACAUACAGUACUGUAAUAUAUACUGUACGUACAUGUUUUAAGAAUUCCUGAGAUAUAACAUUAUUUUUUUGUAAUU
This is a messenger RNA of Macrobrachium nipponense, 1920 nucleotides long. RefSeq names its product U4/U6 small nuclear ribonucleoprotein Prp31-like (gene Prp31). Gene Ontology annotation, cellular component: U4 snRNP; U4/U6 x U5 tri-snRNP complex; precatalytic spliceosome. The transcript has 2 exons. Gene Ontology annotation, biological process: mRNA splicing, via spliceosome; spliceosomal tri-snRNP complex assembly. Bases 87 to 1628 code for a protein of 513 amino acids. Lineage: Eukaryota; Metazoa; Arthropoda; Malacostraca; Decapoda; Palaemonidae. The record is from RefSeq and is a predicted model, not a curated record.